Molecule: messenger RNA, 920 nt
Organism: Lolium rigidum
Lineage: Eukaryota; Viridiplantae; Streptophyta; Magnoliopsida; Poales; Poaceae
Product: E3 ubiquitin-protein ligase SINA-like 10
Exons: 2
Coding region: 28-762 (244 amino acids)
Molecular function (GO): zinc ion binding
Source: RefSeq, a predicted model, not a curated record
GGCGGGGACGGCGACGCGCGGAUCAGCAUGCGGAUCGACCCGGACUUGCUCGACUGUUCCAUCUGCUUCGAGCCCCUCUGCCCUCCGCUCUACCAGUGCCAAAAUGGCCAUGUUGCAUGCAUCUCCUGCUGGUCAAGGCUCAACAACAAGUGCCAUGUCUGUUCUAACAACGCUAUCUUCACGCGAAACAUCGCGCUGGAAAAGAUUGUUGAGUCCGUCAAGUCCUCAUGCGCAUACGCCAAGUGGGGCUGCUGCAACCUGGUUAGCUAUGCACAGAGAAGCACCCACGAAGAAGCUUGCCUCUUUGCUCCUUCGACAUGCCCUAUUCCUGGAUGUGGAUAUAGAGGCUUCACUGGAUGUUGGUCAGGCCACUUCCUUGUUGACCAUAGUGCUGAUUUCUUGCAUUUCGUCUAUGACCAGCCCUUUGAAGUGAAUCUGGAGGUGUCCCUGCCUUUUCUAGUUCUUCUUGGAGAGGACGAUCACCUCUUCCUGCUCCUGAACAAGAACAUGAUGCCCUUUGGGUACGCAUUUACGGUGGUUUGCCUGAGGACUGGUAAUCUGAAUUGGAAGUUCUCCUACGGAAUUAAAGCGGCUAGUAAGGGGAACUCUGAAAACUGCCUGCAGCUGAAGGCUUCUGUGAAAAAUACAAAGGACUGGGGUGGUGUGCACCCUGCAGAAGCAUUUCUUCUUGUUCCAUAUGAUUUCUGCGGUUCUGCUAGCCUAACACUCGAUGUCUCUGUUGCGAGGUCUUCUUGUGUAUGAUGUGAAUAUGCCGUGUCCUCUUCUCCAUCCUCUGAAAUGUAAAAAAGUUUGUAGGAGUGUAAAUUUAUUAUGUAAAGUAGUUUCAGCAUGUACAUGUAUAUGUAAAAGCACCGGUUCGAGCUGCCUAUUAAUAUAUUCUAAAUCGCUAGCUUAUAUUU